AUGUCAGAACAACAGGUCGGAUUCAAUCAGCAGAACUUGGCAAAUUCGUUGCUUAAGGUGUAUCGGUCCAACCGAUCCAUCCUUUUAAACACAUCAUACAUCAUACUUAUGGCAACCGCUUUUGCCGGGGCCACCUCAACUACAUCAGCCAGCAAGUCUACCGAGGAGGAAGAAAAAGAAGAAGCCAACAUGGGUGAACCAACGAAGAAGAAACAUCCUAAACUUUCCAAGCGAUCAUUGAAACGUCUUGCAAAAGCCAUUGUUCCUACGUUAACUGAUAAAACUAUCUUGUACUUGUCAGGACACAUGGUAUUAUUGGUCAUUCGAGCUAUUCUUAGUAUUAAAGUUGCCAACUUGGAUGGUCAGUUGGUGGGAGCCUUGGUUUCCAGAAGACUCAAGGUGUUUUCCAAAUUGUUGUUAUACUGGAUGUUGAUCGGAGUGCCUGCCUCAUUGACCAAUGCUCUUUUAACCUGGUCAAAACAAAAGUUGAGACGUGCCAUCAGAAUUAACAUUAAUAAAGAUAUAAUCGACAACUACCUUCCUGACAACUUGGAUGCAAACUAUUACUCCUUGAUUCAUUUAACUGGGAAUAAAAUAAGAGACCCCAAUCAAAGAAUCACCACCGAUGUGUCCAGAUUAAGUGAUGAUUUAUCCAGUUUACCUGGUCAAUUGUUAAAACCCACCCUUGAUUUAAUCCUCUGUGCUCGAGAAUUAAGCAGAAGUGGGGUUGGAAACGGUGAAGGAACAUUAGCACUUGGAAUGUUGGCCCAUUUCUCUACUAUCGUGCUUAGAUUGUUUGCCCCGCCUUUUGCUAAACUAGCAGCAGAAAGAGCCCAUUUAGAAGGACAGUUGCGUUCAUCCCAUUCCAAGAUUGUUUCCAAUAAUGAAGAAAUUGCAUUUUUACGUGGUCAUGUACGAGAAUUAGAUUAUAUCGAUUAUUGUUACUACACGCUCGAACGGUUCCUCAAGGGCGAAUAUUGGAAGAAGGCUAUCCAUGAGAUUGCCCAGACUUUUAUCGUCAAGUAUUUCUGGGGUGCUGCGGGGUUAGUAUUGUGCUCUGCACCUAUCUUUAUUAACAAAUACUUGGGUGAGGAAAUCGAUCGGAACCUGGCUGGUAAUUUCAUUACCAACAGAAGAUUGUUGCUAGGUGCAUCCGAUUCACUUGACAGAUUAAUGUAUUCGCGGAAAUAUUUACUUCAAAUCAUCGGGCAUGCCAGUCGUGUUUCUGAUUUCCAAGAUACCUUGAAUGAGGUCACCUCCAGAAAGAAGUCCUCGGGCAAUGUCAAGUAUCAAAACGAUCAAAUCACAUUUGAUAGUGUACGUCUUUUGACCCCUGCCGACGUCACCUUGAUUCCUAAUUUGACAUUCUCGAUUAAAAGCGGUGAUCAUUUGUUAAUUGCCGGACCAAACGGAUCGGGUAAGUCAUCCAUGUUCAGAAUGUUGGGAGGACUCUGGCCCGUCAAGGAAGGAACGAUCACCAUUCCUACCUCCGCUGACAUGUUCUACCUUCCACAACGAGCAUACCUUUGUCUGGGAACACUUCGUGAACAAAUCAUAUACCCCCACCCACUCUCCAAACAAAAGAAAUCCACCGAAGAACUUAAGGAAAUAUUAACUUUGUUGAAGCUAGACGAGCACAUUGACGAAUUGGAUGAGGUCAAGAACUGGGACGAGGAGCUUUCCAUCGGUGCUCAGCAGAGAUUGGCCAUGGCAAGAUUAUACUAUCAUGAACCGAAAUUUGCCGUCUUGGAUGAAUGUACCUCGGCUGUUUCGCCCGACAUGGAACAGUUUAUGUAUAGGCAUGCGCAAGACUUGGGCAUUACCGUACUUUCAGUGGCUCACAGACCGGCAUUGUGGCAUUUCCACAGAUACUUGUUGAAGUUCGAUGGUAAAGGUGGAUACUAUUUCGGUAAAUUGGAUGCUGAAAAGAGAUUAAAGUACGAACAAGAACGUAUCUUGUUGGAAAAGAAUUUAAGAGAUUUGCCAGUGUUGAAAGAAAGAUUACUAGAAUUGAAGAUGGUUUCAAACGUACAACAUGAAAAGUACGGUCAUUAG
Messenger RNA from Spathaspora passalidarum NRRL Y-27907, 2055 nucleotides. It is a transcript of the gene PXA2, whose product is annotated as ATP-binding cassette long-chain fatty acid transporter. The transcript has a single exon. Gene Ontology annotation, biological process: peroxisome organization; long-chain fatty acid import into peroxisome; very long-chain fatty acid catabolic process. Bases 1 to 2055 code for a protein of 684 amino acids. Gene Ontology annotation, cellular component: peroxisomal membrane. Gene Ontology annotation, molecular function: ABC-type transporter activity; long-chain fatty acid transmembrane transporter activity; ATP binding. The record is from RefSeq and is a predicted model, not a curated record. NCBI's taxonomy places the organism in Eukaryota, Fungi, Ascomycota, Pichiomycetes, Serinales, Debaryomycetaceae.